AUGUCGUCUAGCCAAAAUAUUGAUCCUGCCUGGCCACCGGGAACCGUUCGGCUCGAAGACCUCUCACAGUCUGAGGUCAUCCUAGAGCCGAGACCAAGCAGAGACCCGAAUGACCCCUUGAACUGGCCGCAAUGGAGGAAACAUCUCAACUUUGGACUUGUUUCUUACUACGUUGUAAUGGUCAUGGCGCUGGUCAAUGUUGCAACGGUGACCUGGGGCCCUCUCAAUCUCGAGCUCAACUUCACCUUCGCACUGCUUAACGAUAGUUACGCGGCCGGCUGUGGAGCGUUGGCCAUCGGCGGGGUAUUCCUGAUACCAUUCGCUCUGAAAUUCGGCAGACGGCCAGUCUAUGUCUUGAGCACGGCGAUCCAGUGCGGAAUCAGCGUCUGGUCUGCCCGCAUGCAAAAUGUGGUAGACCUUAUGCUGGUUAAUAUUCUCAGCUGUAUCGUGGGCGCGCUCGCCGAGGUGAUGGUGCAGAUGACAGUCGCCGAUGUCUAUUUUGUGCAUGAGCGAGGCCUGAUGAACACCAUCUAUUACUGGUUCAUGACUGUCGGCACCACCCUGGCCCCCCUAGCUGGCGGGUAUAUUACUCUUUCCCAGGGCUGGCGCUGGGUGUGGUGGUGGAUGGCUAUUUUGUUUGGCGCUGGGCUUGUGGCCUUUUUCUUCCUUUAUGAAGAAACGAUGUUCAGUGCCUCGCUUAUUGAUGGCGUUCCAGUCAUCAAUGAGGCAGUUCCGGAGCGUAAUUCUUCGAAAAAGGAGUCCGGGGCCCCAGUUCCCCAAAACAUCAACGCUGCCAAGGACGAGACAAUGCCAUACGACCCCGUCCACAUCGACUACUCCAUUCCAAAGAAAACAUACUGGCGGAAACUGGCCCUGUGGGCCAACUCACCAGUAUCAUUCGGUCAGCUCGCGAAACACACAUACCAGCCAUUCCUUAUCAUGUUUAGCAUCCCGGCCGUCUUCUACAUGGCGGUCGAAUAUGGAAUCAUGACCGCCUGCACAACAGUCCCCGUAACGACCCUCUCAUCCGUCAUGACAUUGCCACCCUAUAAUUUCGGCUCUGCCCAAAUCGGCCUAAUGGGGAUACCGCCAUUCGUUGGUGCCUGCUUAUCAGCCAUUACCUGCGGCCCACUUAGCGAUGUGAUUGUCCUUUACCUGGCAAGGCGAAACGGUGGUAUCUUUGAGCCGGAAAUGCGGCUUUGGCUUUGUUUGGUGUUUGUCCCCUUCGUCCCCGCGGGCCUCUUCAUGUUUGGAAUUGGCCUUGAUCGUGGCUCGCACUGGCUUUUACCGGCUUUUGGGCUGGGGAUUAGCGCGUUUGGGAUUGUCCCGGCGAGCAGUGCGGCACUCACCUACCUUACGGAUGCGUAUACAGAUAUAAUUGCCGACUCGAUCGUCGCCCUGACGUUCACCCGAAACGUCAUUUCCACUAUCUUUGUCUUUGCUCUCCAGCCGUGGGUUGACCGCGUCGGCCUGGAUUGGUUUUACGUCACAUUCGGAUUGAUAACAAUGCUGACCAUGAUGGGCAAUCUGGGCUUCAUUUGCUUUGGGAAAACGUUCAGGGUUAAGUUGGCGGGGAGGUAUAGGCGAUUUUCGCAGGAAGUGUCAAUAUAA
Molecule: messenger RNA, 1611 nt
Organism: Aspergillus puulaauensis
Lineage: Eukaryota; Fungi; Ascomycota; Eurotiomycetes; Eurotiales; Aspergillaceae
Exons: 5
Coding region: 1-1611 (536 amino acids)
Biological process (GO): transmembrane transport
Molecular function (GO): transmembrane transporter activity
Source: RefSeq, a predicted model, not a curated record